Messenger RNA from Teleopsis dalmanni, 1935 nucleotides. RefSeq names its product UDP-glucosyltransferase 2-like. Bases 258 to 1901 code for a protein of 547 amino acids. The transcript is spliced from 3 exons. Lineage: Eukaryota; Metazoa; Arthropoda; Insecta; Diptera; Diopsidae. The record is from RefSeq and is a predicted model, not a curated record. Gene Ontology annotation, molecular function: UDP-glycosyltransferase activity.
AAUAUAUUUAGACUGACUUAUCUCUAGAAACAGAAAUCGCUUAAUCUGAGCAAAAUCGCAGCUCUCAAGUGCGCCAACAGUAAACGCGCGGCACGUCUGAGUCUUAUCUCUCAUUUGUUGUAUGUACAUACAAACGAUUACCAUAUCAAACUAACCAGUGAGAUAUGUUUGUGUCGUAUCUACACACAAGUAUUUAAUAAAACUUGAUUCGCAGCAAAUAAACAAUUUAGUGAAAUACUCAGUGAGAAUCGAACAACAUGAAUACCGCGCGAAUAAAUCGCUUGACGCUGCUGGGCGUUGCGUUGUUGUUUUGUGCGUUUCAGAUACAAAAUGUAAAUAGUAUCAAUAUUCUGGGCUUGUAUACGAGCCACAGUCCCUCGCAUUUGAUAGUGCACAUGUCCGUGGCGAAGGCUUUGGCUGAGAAGGGACACAAUGUCACAGUCGUAUCAUCAUUGGAACCAAAAGUCACACACAAAAAUAUCAAUCACAUCGUAAUACCGGCUCCCAAAGAGGGUAUGGAAGCACUUGACAAGAUGAUGUCGGAAAUAGCAAAAAAGAAAAAUUCGAUAUUUUCCACUGUGAGAGACCUACUUGGCUCAAUGAGUAUAAUGUUAGAGUUACAAUUUGACGCGAUGAAGGAUAAACGCUUCACAGCCUUGUACGAAAAUCCAGAUAACAAAUUCGACGUUGUCAUAUUAGGUUUCUUUAUGAAUGAUUUUCAAUUGGGUGUGGCAGCUAGAUUUAAAGCACCCAUUAUUGUUGAGUGGACUGCAGCCAGUAAUGAUCUUAUCGAUAGGUAUGUUGGAAAUCCACCAGAAAUCUCAUAUGUGUCCAGUAUGAGUGCAACCACAACGCCAGGUGUGCCGAUGACAUUCCUGCAGAGAUUAAAAAACGUAUUUGAGAGAAUAUUUUUCCGUGGUGUAGAGUUAAUUAUCAACAAUCUGAUGAGACGAUAUUACAGAGAUUUAUACCCACGUGAAAAUUUCCCAACAUAUGAUGAGAUGAAGAAGAAUGUAUCGAUGAUAUUUACCAACAGUCAUUUCAGCGAAGGAUUGAUUAGACCAAAUGUGCCAGCAGUCGUCGAAAUGGGUGGCAUACAAAUCAAAGAUAAGCCCGAUCCAUUACCAAAGGACAUUGAUGAUCUCAUGAAUGCAUCAAAAGAAAAUGGCGCCAUACUUUUCAGUUUGGGUUCAAAUUUAAAGAGCGACUUUAUCAAUCCUAAUACUAAUAAAAUCAUAUAUAAUGUAUUAUCGAAACUUAAGCAAAAUGUCAUCUGGAAAUGGGAAGACUUAGAUAAUACUCCCGGCAAAGCAUCGAAUAUAAUUUAUAAGAAAUGGUUACCACAGGAUGACAUUUUAGCCCAUCCUAACUUAAAACUGUUUAUAACACAUGCCGGUAAAGGUGGCAUUGCAGAGGCACAAUAUCAUGGUGUACCUAUGGUAGCCCUUCCAUGUUUCGCUGAUCAAUCGAAAAAUGCUGAAUAUAUGGAACAGUCUGGUUAUGGAGUACAAUUAGAUAUGCUGUCACUAACGGAAGAAGCCUUGACAAAAGCACUGCAAGAAGUUCUCUCAAAUCCAAUUUACAAAAAGAAUAUAAACAAGUUCUCUGAAUUAUAUCGCGAUCGCCCAAUGUCUGCUAAACAGAGCGUUGUAUAUUGGACCGAAUAUGUAGCACGUCAUCAUGGUGCCGUACAUAUGCAGAGUCCACUGGUACAUUUGAAUACUAUACAGUAUCUUGCAUUAGAUGUAUUUGCAGUUAUAUUUAUCGCCCUCUACAUUGUUUGGAGAAUCAUUAAAUUGGGCUUUUGCUUUAUAUGCAAAAAGGCCUGUAAUGCACUACAAUGCAAGAAGAAGGACGAAGCCAAAAACAAAAAUAAGAAUAAGAAAGUUAAAAAACAAUAAUUAAUAAUUAAUUAAAUAAUUUAGAUAAUUAAGA